CCUCAGCUCCUCCCCUGGCUGAGGGGAGUCAGAUAAGCCCUCAGUCAUUGCUGGGGCUCACAAACACACACCACGCCAUAUGGCUGUGCUCCGAUGUCUAGUAUGAGUCCCACCUCUCGGCCUCUUAUGCAGCUUCAGUAGUCUCAGCUCCACUGGCUAGAAACGGAAAGAAGAUCUGCACGGACUCCACACGCUGAGCUGAAGCACAGACGGCGGUGUUCCUCGUUCCCUUUUGUUCUUGUUACCAACAGCUUCUCAGGAAGUUAAAUGUCGUCAGAGGACCGAGAAGCUCAGGAGGAUGAAUUGCUGGCCUUGGCGAGUAUUUACGAUGCAGAUGAAUUUAGAAAAGCAGAGUCUGUCCCGGGUGGAGAAACCAGGAUCUAUUUGGAUUUGCCACAGAAUUUCAAGAUAUUCAUGAGCGGCAGUUCUGAGGAGCAUCUCCAGAGUGGUGCCUUUGAAUACCCCAUUUGCUUCCUGCCUCCACUUGUGCUGAACUUUGAACUGCCGCCAGACUACCCAUCCUCCUCCCCACCUUCAUUCACACUCAGUGGCAAAUGGCUGUCACCAACUCAGCUGUCUGCUCUGUGCAAACACUUGGACAAUCUCUGGGAAGAAUACCGUGGCAGCGUGGUCCUGUUUGCCUGGGUGCAGUUUCUGAAGGAAGAGACCCUUGCUUACCUGAACAUCAUCUCUCCGUUUGAGCUCAAGAUGGGCCCUCGGGGAAAAGUGCAGAAAACGGCCGCGCAAGCCUUGGCCUGCAGCGAGCAAGAUCUAGGGGGAGCUGCCAACAGUGAGCAAGGUUUAGGGGGAGCUGCAGGAUCCGAUGUCGACCAAGAGGAAGCUGUGGAUGAGAGAGCCGUGCAGGAUGUGGAGUCGUUGUCGAGUCUGAUCCAGGAAAUCUUGGACUUUGAUCAAGCUCAGCAGAAAAAGUGCUUCGACAGUAAAUUGUUCCUGUGCCCUAUCUGCUUCUGUGAUAAGCUGGGCAGUGAGUGCAUGCACUUCUUGGAGUGCAAACACGUGUACUGCAAGGCCUGUCUGAAGGACUACUUUGAAAUCCAGAUCAGAGAUGGCCAAGUUCAGUGCCUCAACUGUCCAGAACCAAAGUGUCCUUCAGUGGCCACUCCUGGCCAGGUCAAAGAGCUGGUGGAAGCAGAGCUAUUUGCCCGGUAUGACCGCCUUCUCCUCCAGUCCACCUUAGACCUGAUGGCAGAUGUGGUGUACUGCCCCCGCCCCUGCUGCCAGCUGCCCGUGAUGCAGGAGCCCGGCUGCACCAUGGGCAUCUGCUCCAGCUGCAAAUUUGCCUUCUGUUCCUUGUGCAGAUUGACCUACCAUGGGGUCUCUCCCUGUAAGGUGACAGCAGAGAAGUUAAUAGACUUACGAGAUGAGUACCUGCAAGCUGAUGAGGCCACUAAAAGGUUUUUGGAGCAGAGGUUCGGCAAGAGGGUGAUCCAGAAGGCCCUGGAAGAGAUGGAAAGUAAGGAGUGGCUGGAAAAGAACGCCAAAAGCUGCCCGUGCUGUGGGACCCCCAUAGAGAAAUUAGAUGGCUGUAACAAGAUGACAUGCACUGGCUGUAUGCAGUAUUUCUGCUGGAUUUGCAUGGGGACGCUCUCAAGAGCAAACCCUUACAAACAUUUCAAUGAUCCCGAUUCACCCUGCUUUAACCGGUUGUUCUAUGCUAUGGAGGUUAAUGGAGACUUUUGAGAAGAUGAGACUGAAAACUAGCUAAUUCCUACUGCUCAAAAUAAGGAGUGGAAUGGUUUUCGCUGCUCUUGCAGGAUAUCUGGGGUGCCACUCAUUCACCCACUUCACUAUGUAGAAGAUUUGGAAGAACAAGGUUUAUAUUUUCAUUUGAUACUACUGAUCAAGGCACGUUCAUAUAAUUCUAAGUAUAACAUAAAUGGAGAAAAUUAUAAGCCAAAGGUUUAGAAAAUGAGAGCUAGAGAAUAUUCAGUAAUAUAGUGUAUCUCAACUCUGCAUAGUUAAAUAUCAAAUAUUUAUUUUCUUCCUUAAACUUUAGGUAAAGAGAGGGGUCAUAAGUUUAACUUACAGACCCUUUUAUCUCCGAGAUAGAUCCCUCUGAGGCAGUCCUGUCGGGGCCCCUACAGUACUGUUAUGUACAACUAGGGUGGGUAGAAGCCUUAUUAAAAUUACACCGAGAGCUCUCGUGGCCGUUUAUAAACCCGAGCUUAUUCCCUCCAUGUUUCUUACAUUCCUUCCAACCUCUGUGUCUUUGGAGUGAGUUCUGCUUGGAGGGAGCACUUUAUAACCUAUUAUAUGGCCCCCUGUCAUUUGGAUCUUAAGCUUUUCAGAAUAUAAAUGUAUAGAGAUCAUUUAUCUUUAAAUAUGUUUUAUUAUCACGGGCAUGGCGGGGUGGGGGAUGGUGGGGCACCUGAUCCUUUAUGAAUGUUGGAUCCACUGGUGAGCCAAAUCUAGAAGAAUCUGAGUUACCCAGGGAAGAGAGCCUGGAUCCCAAAUGGUUUGUCCUUGCUGCCUCUUCUUGCACUUUCUGCCCUGCACCUUCUCCACCCACAACCUGCUGGUGAAACCAACUUAAUAUUAACUCCGGCAGCUCCUGUUUUUAUUUCCUCUGCGGAAUAAGACAAAGCCCCAUAUAAUCCUCAAGGUGAAGGAACAGAAUGUUCCCACCCACACCGCUGCACUUUGGGCUGCAUUUCCUUUAAGCUGUUAUCUCAUAAGUGAAGACAUUUUGCUUCCCAGCCCUCUUCUCUCCUCCUCCAACAGCAGUAUUUGGGCAAAUCAUUCUGUUUAGAUAUUGGGUACUGUGAUACCUAGGUUUUCGCUGACUUUUUAAAAAUUGUCUUUCCUUAUGAUUUGGUGAGUGAGUUGGUAGCAAAAUAAAAAUUUGGAGGGAACGAGGCCAGAGGAAGUCA
Echinops telfairi (small Madagascar hedgehog) is the source of this 2891-nucleotide messenger RNA. RefSeq names its product ring finger protein 14 (gene RNF14). Gene Ontology annotation, molecular function: zinc ion binding; ubiquitin conjugating enzyme binding; ubiquitin protein ligase activity. Gene Ontology annotation, cellular component: cytoplasm; ubiquitin ligase complex. NCBI's taxonomy places the organism in Eukaryota, Metazoa, Chordata, Mammalia, Afrosoricida, Tenrecidae. Gene Ontology annotation, biological process: positive regulation of proteasomal ubiquitin-dependent protein catabolic process; protein polyubiquitination; ubiquitin-dependent protein catabolic process. The transcript is spliced from 9 exons. Bases 268 to 1701 code for a protein of 477 amino acids. The record is from RefSeq and is a predicted model, not a curated record.